Cyclocybe aegerita is the source of this 867-nucleotide messenger RNA. NCBI's taxonomy places the organism in Eukaryota, Fungi, Basidiomycota, Agaricomycetes, Agaricales, Hemipholiotaceae. The record is from the annotation of a GenBank genome assembly.
AUGUCAGAAAAAGCCCUCGCUCAGCCCGUCACCUACGUUGAAGCCGCCACGAUGCCCUCUUCGGAAAACAAUUCUUUGCACAACAAGGACCUGGAAAAUUCGGGGCCGAAGUCGCUUAUGUCUCUGAGGAAGUAUCUUUUUGCAGAUGUAGAUCCCAACUGGACGACUGCGCCAUUGGCGAUGUAUUGUUUUAUGACGGGUUAUUGCAAUGCUGUCUGUUUCUCAGCGAUCUUCGUAUGGUGCGGUUUCCAGACUGGUAAUUUUGCACAGCUCGCCCUUGCCGUCGGGCGCCUAUUCGAAGGUGCCCCCGGGGAUCUCACAUUCCAUAAAGCCGACCAACAAGCCCUCUGCUCCCUCCUCGGCUUCAACGCCGGCGCCUUCAUUGGGCGCUUAGGGGACCGGGUAGGCCCGCACAAGCGCGCGUGGCUCAUCUUUGGCACCUUCAUCCAGACGCUCUUCACCAUGGUCUGUGCCAUCACGUUAUGGAAGUCUGGACAAGGGAGUAUCGCGAAUGCGAGGGAUGACCCAGCGUGGACGAACGCGCUGACAUUCGUGGCCGUUGCGCUCAUGAGCGCUAGCUUGGGCCUGCAGGGUAUUUUGUCGAAGAGGCUUAAUAGGCAGUUUGGGACCACCAUCGUCCUUACCACCAUCUGGAUCGAACUCAUGUGCGACCCCAAACUCUUUCGCAUCCGCCAAUAUGUGGUGACGCGCGAUCACCGCCUCAUCGCCGCAUUCUCCCUCUUCCUUGGAGCCUUCAUCGGGCGCGCGAUCCUCUUCGAGCUCGGGAGCGCAGCGACAAUGGGCAUUGGCGUCGGGCUCCGCAUGAUCAUCACCUUUUCGUGGUUGUUCGUCCCGAACAAGUCAUGA